AGCCUAAGCGCGUUAGUGGGCGGUUUUUCCAGGUUGUUGUAUUAAAUUUCCCGAUUUAUUUUCUCACUAUGCAUAAACUCAUCCUUGUCGCGCUGCUGUGCGUUUUGGUUGCCGCUUGGCCAACCGACGCUCGCCGUCAUCGCGUCCGUCAAAUGCAAAGGAUCCCUCUGCAGAAAAUGCAGUCGGUGCGCCGCUUCUUGGCCGGCAAGGGAACCGGUAUGGGCGCCGUGGCGGAAGCCCAGGCCGCCUACCAGAAAUCCCUCAACGCAGAGUACGAAGAGGAUGAUGACGAAGAGCCAGCUGAUCCUCAGCCGGAGCCGCUUUCCAACUACGCCGAUGCUCAAUAUUACGGCCCUAUCAGUCUGGGAACACCCGCUCAGAAUUUCUCCGUUAUUUUCGACACCGGUUCAUCCAACUUAUGGGUACCGAGCAAGACUUGCCCUUUGACCGAUAUUGCCUGCUUGUUGCACAACAAGUACGACAGCAGCGCAUCUAGCACGUACAAGAAGAACGGUACCGCCUUCAAAAUCCAGUACGGAUCGGGUGCGGUUGCCGGGUUCCUGUCCACCGAUGACCUGGGCAUCGCCGGUGUUACCGUUAAGGCGCAGACCUUUGCUGAGAUCAACGAUGAACCCGCCAUUCCCUUCGCUUUGGCUAAGUUCGACGGUAUCCUUGGUAUGGCCUAUCCCGAGUAUUCCGUUGACCAAGUAGAGCCAGUCUUCAACAACAUGAUUGACCAGAAAUUGGUUCCCCAGCCUGUCUUCUCUUUCUACUUGAACCGAGACCAAACCGGUGCUGUUGGUGGAGAGUUGAUCCUGGGUGGAAGUGAUCCCAACUACUACGUGCCACCGUUUACCUACGUUCCCGUUGACAAGAAAGGAUACUGGCAGUUCCAUAUGGACGGCGUCAACGUUGCCGGUCAAGCCUCCGAUUACUGCAAGGGCGGUUGCGAAGCUGCUGCUGAUACCGGUACUUCCCUGAUCGCCGGCCCUACUGCUGAAAUCCAGAAGCUGGCCGCUCAAGUGGGCGCCCAGCCGUACAUCAGCGGCGAAUACACUGUUGACUGCACUAAAAUCAACUCUUUGCCCAACAUUUCCUUUGUGAUUGGCGGAAAGCCUUUUGAUCUCACUCCCAAAGACUACGUUCUGCAGGUUCAAACCACUUGUUUGUUCGGUUUUGUCGGCAUUGAUAUCCCGGCUCCUUUUGGUCCGAUCUGGAUCAUCGGCGACGUCUUCAUUGGCCGUUACUACACUGAAUUCGAUUUCGGUAACAACCAGAUUGGUUUCGCCCCGGUUAAGACGCCGUCCAGCGAUUCUCAGCCCACGGCCAAGCUGUCCACCCCCAAACGCCACCACCAUAGUGCUUAAUCGUUUCAUUUCUGAUUGAGAACUGAACAUUGCCGUGGAAGUAUUUUAUAUUGCAUUACUGUAACGUGCAAUAAUAGCAGCUUCUACCAGAAUCAAUGAGAUUAACGAUGCAGUAAGGAAAUCAGUUGUCGAACAAGUGCAAACGACAAUUAAAUAAAGUAAAGGAAAAAAACAAAUAAACAUGG
Messenger RNA from Paramacrobiotus metropolitanus, 1552 nucleotides. RefSeq names its product lysosomal aspartic protease-like. Gene Ontology annotation, molecular function: aspartic-type endopeptidase activity. The transcript is spliced from 15 exons. Lineage: Eukaryota; Metazoa; Tardigrada; Eutardigrada; Parachela; Macrobiotidae. Gene Ontology annotation, biological process: proteolysis. The record is from RefSeq and is a predicted model, not a curated record. Bases 69 to 1367 code for a protein of 432 amino acids.